Menidia menidia (Atlantic silverside) is the source of this 963-nucleotide messenger RNA. The record is from the annotation of a GenBank genome assembly. Lineage: Eukaryota; Metazoa; Chordata; Actinopteri; Atheriniformes; Atherinopsidae.
CUGAGGACAGGAACCACAUUAUGCUCCAAAGUUGGGUCAAAAAUGUCAACGGCUCGGUUUGACUCCUCUGAUCGGUCCGCCUGGUAUUUUGGACCCGUGUCACGACAAGAGGCACAGAAUAGGUUACAAGGACAGAGACAUGGCAUGUUUCUGGUUCGCGAUUCGUCCACCUGCCCUGGCGACUACGUGCUGUCGGUGUCCGAAAACUCCAAGGUGUCGCACUAUAUCAUCAACUCUUUGCCCAGCAAGAGGUUUAAGAUAGGCGACCAAGAAUUUGAAAACCUCCCCGCCCUCCUGGAAUUCUACAAAAUCCACUACCUGGAUACGACCACGCUAAUAGAGCCAGCUCCCAGGUACCCAAGCACGAUCAGCGCUCCCAUCCAGCCAAUGCUCGGCCCAGAUGAGAACCAGGAGUACGUGCGGACACUAUACGACUUCACCGGCAGCGACGCUGAGGACCUUCCCUUCAAGAAGGGGGAGAUCCUCAUCAUACUAGAGAAGCCGGAAGAACAGUGGUGGAGUGCCAAAAACAAAGAUGGACGUGUGGGGAUGAUCCCUGUGCCCUAUGUAGAGAAAUUGGUACGACCCUCUCCCCACCCGGGCCAGCCUCCGCACGGAUCUCGCAACUCCAACAGCUACGGCAUCCCAGAGCCCUCCCACGCCCUCGUCCACGCCUACGCCCAGCCUCAGACCCCCUCUCCUCUGCCCCCUGGUACACCCGGAGCAGUCAUCACCCCGCUGCCCUCCAUGCAGAACGGCCCCGUCAUGGCGAAGGCCAUCCAGAAGCGAGUCCCCUGUGCCUACGACAAAACAGCUCUCGCUCUAGAGGUGGGCGACAUCGUCCGGGUGACGCGGAUGAACAUCAGCGGCCAGUGGGAGGGGGAGGUGAAUGGGCGGCGGGGGCUGUUCCCCUUCACCCACGUCAAAAUUAUAGACCCCCAGGACCCGGACGAGAGUGACUGA